Molecule: messenger RNA, 2408 nt
Organism: Saccostrea cuccullata (small rock oyster)
Lineage: Eukaryota; Metazoa; Mollusca; Bivalvia; Ostreida; Ostreidae
Product: heat shock 70 kDa protein 12A-like
Exons: 7
Coding region: 67-2274 (735 amino acids)
Molecular function (GO): ATP binding; ATP-dependent protein folding chaperone; zinc ion binding
Source: RefSeq, a predicted model, not a curated record
UUGCUUUGUGAUAAAUAGAGCGUCCAUUGCUGGACAGAAAAAAAUUACUCUAUUAGAAGAUUUAAUAUGGAUCCUCGAACGAGUGCGCAAGAUGUCAUCCGAUGUGACCUUUGUGAGACAGCUAUAGUACAGAAGUAUUGUGAUUUCUGUCAUGUCAAUCUGUGCAUUCCUUGUAUAGGAAAACAUAUUUCUGAUGACUACGACAAACAUAAAGUCGUUCCAUACCGAGAAAAAAAGUCAACUUUAAUCUAUCCUAAGUGCUCAGCACAUCAAACAAGAAGCAGCGAGUUUCACUGUGAAACGUGCAAAAUCUCUGUGUGUGCUUUGUGUGCUUUAUCUGAAACACAUAGGGGACAUGCAGUUAAAUCUCUUUCUGAUCUCUUUUAUUCAAAGAGGAAAGGUAUUGGAAAAGAUUCUGAAGAAUUAGAAAACUUAAUUUCUCCAACGUAUGCAGAAAUUGCAAAUGAAAUAGAAACCAAAAUAGCUAACUUAGAUGGGGAAUAUGGAAAUCUUACAACAACGUUGAUGGAAUGUGGAAAAGAAUGGCACAGAGAAGUUGACUUAAUUGUCGAGACAUUAAGAAUUGAGAUAGAGAGGGGAAAAACGAAGCAUGAGAAUAUUCUAAAGGAACAUUUGAAAGAAAUCAAACAAAUACAGACUCUUAUUGAACAAACGCUUCUAAAUCUUCAACAACUUGAAGAUUCCAAUGAUGUAUCUUUGACCAUGGAAUACAUCUCACGAACCAAGACAUUAAGCAAACUACCUCCAAAAGUUCAAAUAUCUCUACCAACUUUCAAUUCAAUGACAAUUGACACAGAGCAGUUUUACAAGCUAUUCGGAUAUUUAACACCAUUAUCCGUCAAAACAGAGGAAAAUGGCUACGAAGUAAAGAAACCAAAGAUAACAGCAAAAGAGAUGCUGGAGGCACAGACUUGGGACACAGAGAACAUAUCCUCUACCGAUAAACUGGUGGUGGCAGCCAUAGACUUAGGUACUACUUACAGCGGCUUUGCAUUUUCCUUUGAAGAAGAAUACGAGAACGUUCCUUUGAAGAUCAAGUUGAACACCUGGGUAGCAGGCUCCUGUGGUCUCUUGACCCUUAAGACCCCCAACUGUGUUCUUUUCAAUAAAGACAAAGUGUUCGACUCUUUUGGUUACGAAGCGGAGAAUAAAUAUUCAGAACUCACAUUGAACGAGCAACAUGAGGAGUGGUAUUAUUUUAAGAGGUUCAAGAUGUCUAUCUUUAACAAAGAGGAACCACUUUCAAAAGCAGUAAAAAUAAAAUCUAUAGACGGAAAGGAGAUGGUGGCUUUUGAUGUGUUUUCUGCGGCCAUUGAAUUCCUUAGGAAGCACCUACUUUAUUCUCUAGAACAACAAGGUGCAGUGUUCAGAGAAACAGAUAUAUGCUGGGUCUUAACAGUCCCUGCUAUCGGGAAUGAUUCUGCAAGACAGUUUAUGAGAGAGGCGGCAGUUAAGGCUGGGAUAUCCGGGAACCAGUGUCUGAUAGCACCGGAGCCUAUGGUGGGCUUAUUAUAUUGUAAAAAGCUCCCCAUGCAGUCGGAAGGCGGUGUCCAGGGAUUCGGAGUCUUCUCCAAAGGAAGCAAAUAUCUAGUUCUGGAUUGUGGGGGAGGAACAAUAGAUAUCACCGUUUAUGAAGUGCAACAUAAUCUUAACCUAAAGGAGCUUUACAAAGCUAGUGGAGGGUCAGGGGGAGGGACUCAUUUAGAUGAGGCCUUCAGACAAAUGUUGAUCAAAAUAGUUGGAGCCCCCAUCCUCAAUGACUUUGCCCGCUCAUAUACAGAUGAUUAUAUGGACUUGUUUAGAGAAUUCGAAACCAAGAAGCGUAACUUUACUGGUAACAAAAAAGACAAGGUCAACAUAAGAAUUCCAAUAUCUCUGGUAGAGACUUUUGAAGAGGACACAGGGGAGGAUAUAAAAGAGGCUACAGAGAAUACCACAUAUUCAGGAAAAAUAACAUGGAUUCGGGGCAAAAUUAGAAUAACAGCAGAAGUGAUGAAGAGCUUCUUUGAAGAGGCAGGGGAUCAAAUUGUGGAUCAUGUUAAAGACGUAUUAAAGAAACCGGAGAUCUCAGGAACCAACAACAUUAUGAUGGUCGGAGGAUUUUCUGAAUCACCUAUUCUACAGGACAUGAUCAAGCAAUCUUUUCCAGAUAUGAGAGUUAUCAUUCCCCCCGAACCAGGGGUUGCAGUUCUGAAAGGGGCAGUGCUGUUUGGACACAACCCUGUCACAAUUUCCUCUCGUAUUGCCAAAUAAAGCUAAUAUAAUCCACCUCAAUCCAAGUAUUGGAACAACUGAAAAAAAGGGAUUCUCAGAAAUAUCACCGAAGACAUUUAUCAUUAAAUUAAACGAGUAUGACAGAAAUAAGUUUUCGCAUUUUUAGCCGGCUA